UCUGCUACACACUGUCCUUCGGCCUGGCUGAUCUCAUACAAAUUCUCUCCUGCUAUAAUUCACUGCCCACAACCCUGCCAAUAAAAGCGAGGCUCAUCCCCGCUGCAGAGAACUUUAUUUUCAUCCCCUGCAGCACGGCCACCUCCUUCUCCUGUGACCUGCCAGCCAUGAAGUUUCUUUUCCUCUUCCUUGUCAUCCUUCUGGCCAUGAAACCACUGGUCUCAGAGGAGUGUUGGAUGGAUGGAAAAUGCCGGUUGGUGUGCAAAAGUGAUGAAGACAGUGUCAUACGCUGCGCAAAUCGUAAACGGUGCUGUGUCCCUAGUCGUUUCUUAACAGUCCGGCCAAUGACAGUCGAAAGCAUGGAGCCCUGGACCGUUCCUCACACGCCCAAAGCAGUAAAACAUAAGACCAGACCUGGCAGUAGGGGUAUAUAAAUAGACAGCAUGGAUAGAAAUGGCUUUGUUUCAGGUUCCUUAAC
Ailuropoda melanoleuca (giant panda) is the source of this 478-nucleotide messenger RNA. RefSeq names its product beta-defensin 119-like. The record is from RefSeq and is a predicted model, not a curated record. Lineage: Eukaryota; Metazoa; Chordata; Mammalia; Carnivora; Ursidae. The coding region runs from base 168 to 434 and encodes 88 amino acids. Gene Ontology annotation, biological process: innate immune response. Gene Ontology annotation, cellular component: extracellular region. The transcript has 3 exons.